Messenger RNA from Lachancea thermotolerans CBS 6340, 336 nucleotides. RefSeq names its product tubulin-binding prefolding complex subunit GIM4 (gene GIM4). Bases 1 to 336 code for a protein of 111 amino acids. Gene Ontology annotation, biological process: protein folding. Lineage: Eukaryota; Fungi; Ascomycota; Saccharomycetes; Saccharomycetales; Saccharomycetaceae. Gene Ontology annotation, molecular function: protein folding chaperone. The record is from RefSeq and is a predicted model, not a curated record. The transcript has 2 exons. Gene Ontology annotation, cellular component: prefoldin complex; cytoplasm.
AUGGAACAGCACUCCAAUGGUCUACAACUCAGGUACAAUGAGUACAAGCAAACAAUGGAGAACCUUCAAGCCAAAAUCAUCGAGCUGGGUAACGAUAAAGACGAACAUGAGGUGGUCCUGGCAACACUAAACGAUACAGAUUCUAGCAGGAAGUGCUACAGAAUGAUAGGUGGGGCUCUAGUGGAAACAAAUGUGAAAUCAACAAUUCCAGUGCUUGAAACAAAAAAAGGUAACCUGAGCGCUUCUAUAUCAACCCUCAAAGCUGAACUCGUGAAGACUGCCGAGGAGUUUGAGAAGUGGAAAAAAGAUAAUAAAAUUCAAGUGGUUCGCCAAUAG